ACAAGGCACUGUAUUUUUGUCAUUCUUUCACAAACUGGAUAGAAUUGUGGCUUGAUCCCACCCUGAGUAUGACAAAUGUUUGUUCAGCCUGCAUUUUAUAUGUUUAUUGGUGUCUACAUAUUUGUGUGUACAUAUGCACAUCUCUGCUGUACAUUUACCAACAUAAAGUCUUAAUUUAUGCUUGAUUACAUACCACAGGAGAUUUGAAAGACUUUUUUUCUGUGAUCUUUAUUUAAUAUCUCAUUUAAAUGUUUGCUAGACAUACUCCUUAUACACGCUCUCUUUUUUAUGUUUUCUAUUUGAUCUUCCUUUAAUUGAUUAUUGGUACAAUGCAUAACUGUGCAAACAUCAAAUCCAGAUUGAAACACAUACACAAUUUACAAUUAGUAUGUAUUUAUUUACAACAUCAGUCGUUCACUGGACAACACAACACACCCUUCCUGUCUCCUACUUUGUAUAGUCCUCUCCCUAACAAAACAGAUGCUCUCUCACACACAAACACACAUAGAACUCUCACAGUCAUUUAUCUGUGUGUGAUGGUAGCACUGGCUUUUCUCUGUCGGCCCAUUGAAUCUCAGUGAUCAUUAAUCAGUGUGGUUUAAUUAGGUGGCCAGUCUGGAGACAUUGUCAGUGGUGACAGCUCUGAGUUAAGAAUAAUAGGACGGAAUGGAGAGACAAAUAUAAGGUGUACAACAUACUCCCUUUGGGAAAAACUAAGAAUAGUCUUGGUGAAUUAUAAGCUAAUAUUUAUAUUUAGGGUUUCCACAGUCAUGGAGAACCUGGAAAUAUCAGGGAUUUUUUAAAUGAAGAUCUGCAGGCCUGAAAAGAAAUGAAUAAAAUCAGAAAUUUCUGUUGUGAAUAUCAAUUUAUCUAGCUAUGCUCCAAACUAAAAUAUGUCAUCAUUUAGAAAUGUAUCUUUGUGAGGGUGAUCUUUAUGAAAUCAUUUUUUAAAAUCUUUAUCCAGUAAUAAUGAAUGACUGAAAAAGUCAUGAAAAUUCACUUGUCAAAGUUUGGAAACCCUGGAGGACUCAGAGGACUUCCUGGGCUUUUCAGAGAUACCAAAUGUUUGAGAGUUUGGCCAUGAAGACUUACUCUGCUUGGUCUAUAAAUAUGGAUUGAAAUGUAUCACAGUUCAAUUCAGCUCAUCCCAUACAAUAUGAAUAAAAUAUUCUUUUUUCAAUAAACAAUUUUUAUCAUAUGUAUUUUAUGCACCAAACACUAUUUUGACAUUUAACAAAGGCAAAAUGUGAAUCUUUUUUCACUGGGUCUCAGGAACUUGUGGUAAGAUGGCAUCAUAAUAGCUUGUAAUGUAAAUAAUGAGAUCUUUAUAAUGACAGAGCAGGCUGCAUAUAUGAAAAUACACAGAAAUAUUAGUUCACACUUUAAAUAUAUCCAGGGUUGGGAGGGUUACUUUUGAAAUGUAUUCCACUACAGAUUACAGAAUACAUGCUUUAAUUUGUAAUGUAUUCCAUUAGAUUAUUCAAGGUCAGUAAUGUAUUCUAAAUACUUUGGGUUACUUCUUCUGCACUGGUAGAUUUUUUCACUUGUUUUGACUAUAAAAACUCUGCCAGUACAGUAAGAUAAAAUACACAUGUUAAAAAUACAUUCUCUGGAAAACCGAAAUAUCUUAUUCAGUGUUGUUUCUAAAACAAGAUAAAUCAAAUUGAUCUUGUUUUAAGGAUUUUUAGAUAUUUUUACAGGAAAACAAAUACAAAAAUUAUUAUCAAGAACACGAUUUUUGCCCUAAUAUCAAAGGUCUUACUAGAAAAAAAGAAAUUAUGAUCCAUCGUGAAUUUUCUUGAUAAAAAAAAAUAUGAUCGUGUCUGGUAACGUGCAUGUAAAAUGGCUAGAAAUAGCAUUUUAGCUUAGCGUAAAGCUGACAAUUUACACAAGGUUUAUUUCUAUUUCUUCUGCUCCAAACUUACUUCAAACGUACUUCUCUGUCUGCUGGUAUGAAUGUAACACAUCAUAAGAAAGUGUUUCACCGCUGUACAAAUGCACUUUGUAUCGCAUCAUUUAUAUGUAUAAAUGUUUUCCAUCUGAAAGGACUAAAUAUUAAAUGAAACAAAUGACAAUAAAAUGCAAAGUAAUCUCUUCAGUAAUCAAAAUACUUUUUGAAUGUAACUGUAUUCUAAUUACCAAUGAUUUAAAUUGUAACUGUAGUGGAAUACAGUUACUUGUAUUUUGUAUUUUAAAUACGUAAUCCCAUUACAUGUAUUCCAUUACUCCCCAACCCUGAAUAUAUCUUAUAAAAUGUCUAAAUUAUUCAAGCUCUGUGGUUUAAAAAAAAAUAAUAAAAAAAAUAUUUUUUGUGGUGGGCAUGAAUGGAAUGUAAUGGUGAUUGAGAGAUAGGCCUCAAAAGCCUGUUGUUUCAUAUUUGAUACAUGGAUUUUAAAGUUUUUUUAACAAGCACAAGUUGCUUAUAUUCAGCAAAUACAUAUUUUAAAAUAUCAGUAACAAUAUAACCAUUACUGUCACUUUUACUUUAUUAAAAUAAGAUGUAUUUUAUCCCAACAUAAGAGUCACUUUCACGCAAGUCCAACACCAUUUUAAAUAGAUCGGUAUAAACAUUGAAACCACUUUUUUCACAAAUAACCACUAGAUGGUGCCAUAAACCUGUGAAACUUACAUACCAUAGUUUGUUUGGCUCGCCAGCUUGAACAGAGAGUGAAACUGGAGUCCUCAAACGUUGUGAAUCAUACGUGACAGCGUUAUAGGCUUAAGAUUCUGCAUUAUAUCAAGGUCACUUAUAAGACGUAUGUAAAUUUGUGACAUUGAUCUGUGAGCAGUGAUACAGUAAGCCAUUUCUGUUUAAUAAUGUAGCCUACUUUUAUAUUAAAUUAGACAAACGCAAAAAAGAAGCAUUUUCACUAAUGGUCUCAAACUUUUGCACCCUGCUGUUGCUAAAAUGGCUUGUAGAUGUGGUUUUAUUUGCUGUUUGUUAACUAAAUGUUAGAUGCAAUCACAUUUCAUUAUUUUCCAUUUUACAUACAACAUACAGCCUGUAUAACCUCACUAUUCUGAAAAGAUAGCUUAUAUUUUAUCAUCAAUUUUCUGUCCCGAGGCCUUUGUCACCUAGCAGAGGGUUUGUGAAUGGGCUGUACUCAUCAUCUAGCUGCUAGCGAACAUUGCGCGUAAAUUAUAAUGCAAAUGAUGAUUAUUGCGUGUCAUAUUCUUGCUGCACAUGUGAAAAUCCACAUGGUCACGCGCUCAUUGUCCACGCGCUGCUGUUGUGAUGAAUUGCCGUGCGUGCUUAACGAGCAGAGGAGGCGGGUAAUAAAUUCAUAUUGCGCGCUCCUAUGGGAGUUCUGUGUGUAGUAGUUUAUUUGUGUGCAACGACGGAGAGCAGCUCUUCUGCAUUUACCGUUUUAUGAGGUAAGGUUACUUGAUUUUAUCUACAUAAAAUACUGAAAAUUAUCUUGUUUUUCUUCCAUAUGUUUGCCAUUUAUAUGGUAGCGUUGCUUUAAUCAUAUUUUUCAGAUAUAUAUUCAUCAUUGAAACUAAUUUUGGGCUGGAUGAGUGAAGUGAAAAGCGAUAGUAAAUAAAAGAAAAACAACUGAUUACACUACCAUUAUUUACAGCAAGAGCGCAGUUGUUAUUGGCAGUGAAAUUAGAUUUGAGGUGAUUUUACAUCAGAAUUACUACACACAUUUAACAUUAAAAAAAAAUCAAUUGCCUAUAUAUUUAACAUUUUUCAUAUUUUACAUAUAGUUUUUGCACAGUUUUUUAUAAAGCUGAUACUGAAAAGAUUGACACAAGUUCUAGGAUAUAAUCUAGCCUAAAUCCAUCACUUUGCACUUUAGAUUACAUUUAUAUCUCAUACCGUUCAGAUUUAUAUUUCAUAAACAUUUUAGCACUCUUUGGUUCCAAAAAAUUAUUGUGAUCUAAUUAUACCAUUUUACAUGUAAUUGAUCUAUUGUUAGGCUCUAUUAUCCUUCUAAUCAUGUUAUAUGGAGUCCAAAAGAGUGAACUGAGAACACUAAUGAAAAUGCUUAUUUAUUUAGAUUUUUUUAUAGCCUGGAAUUAGAAAUAGUGCAGAAUGUUAAGACUUGUUUUGUUAAGUCAGAGUUUCUUUGUUUAACAUUUUUAUAUUAGAUAUUUAAUUCCAGAUUUCCAAAAUGGACUCAGACUUUUGGAUGCCACUGUAUCCAAAUAUCUUAAGGCUAGGUUUAUACUGGCUUUUUACACAAAUAGGGGUGAUGUAUCGAGGUUUCUGUUUCCAUUUCAGUAAUGGAUUGCCUAAUUUGCUCUCUGUGUGGAUGUAUAUAAUUAUAAUAAGCUAUAUUGCCAUCUUUUAUGUCUUGCGAGCUCUCCAUUUGUAGCCUGUGCAGAUCAGUUGUAUGGACAUUUCUGUUAAUAAACACAGAAUAUAAAUCAAACAUAUUUUGUUCUCCUUUACUCUCAUUGUGCAUUUUCCACCUCAAUGUCACUCAUUAUUUUUCUCCAUAUCUUUUCAUCACUGUUCAUCAUGACCCUCCACUCUUCUUCAAUCUUCUGUCAAUCAGACUUGUACUGAUUUACUGGAGACAGGAGCACGUUCCAUGUGUGGCAUUAAAAAAUCAAAAGACAUGCAUGUGAGUGAGCAUUUCCGAUAGACACAGUAACAGUAUGAGGGAGCAAAAUCUGCCCAGUGGAAGAAUUAUGGACAACACAACUCUCCUGGAGUGUUUCGGGUUCCAACAGAGGCAAUACACAAAGCCCGGCUCUCUGAGACGCCUCACCAGAGCCUUCCAGCCAAUCCGAUGCUACCCUGAGGCACAGCCACACCCAAAACAAUUCUCACGUGUGAACAGUCAUUCUAAAGCUGAGCGGAUGGUGAGGGACACAGCCAUGGGCUGUGAAAGCGCCUCCAUGAUGAGCAGUGAGCUGGAGUCAAGCUCCUUCAUUGACAGCGAGGAGGAUGAGAAUGCUAGCAGACUGAGCAGUUCCACAGAGCAGAGCUCCUCUUCUCAGUUAAUGAAGAGACACAAGCGCAGACGGCGGCAACACAAAGUGGCCAAAAUUGACCGAUCCUCUUCCUUUAGCAGUAUCACAGAUUCAACCAUGAGCCUCAGUAUCAUCACGGUUACACUUAAUAUGGAGAAGUAUAACUUUCUUGGCAUCAGUAUAGUGGGCCAGAGUAACGAUAGAGGAGAUGGUGGUAUCUACAUUGGCUCUAUAAUGAAGGGAGGAGCUGUGGCAGCAGACGGGAGGAUAGAGCCAGGAGACAUGCUGUUACAGGUAAACGAUGUUAACUUUGAAAACAUGAGCAAUGAUGAUGCUGUGAGGAUCCUCAGAGAGAUUGUCUCAAAGAAUGGCCCUAUUGGUCUCACUGUUGCCAAAUGCUGGGACCCUUCUCCUCGCAGUUACUUUACGAUACCCAGAGCUGAACCGGUUAGGCCCAUUGACCCUGCAGCAUGGAUUUCCCACACUACUGCACUAACUGGAUCUUACCCACAAAAUGGUACAGUCUUCCUUCUGUCAGGUGACAGCAUCUUCUUUGUUGCAAGGCAUUUCCCUUACCAUCCUGUUGUGCUUGUGCUCUUCACAGGGUUUGAUGAUCUCCCUCUUUCAGUGGGAAAGACAGACAUGGCCACUAUUGUAAAGAUGAUGCAGCUCCCAGACUCAGGACUAGAAAUAAGAGACAGAAUGUGGCUGAAGAUUACCAUUGCUAAUGCUGUUAUAGGAGGUGAUGUAGUUGACUGGCUGUACUCGCGGGUCGAAGGAUUCAAAGACCGGCGGGAUGCCAGGAAAUAUGCUAGCAGUCUUCUGAAGCACAACUAUCUCAGACACACCGUGAACAAGAUUACCUUCUCUGAACAGUGCUACUACACAUUUGGAGAUCUCUGCCAAAAUAUGGCUACUCUAAACUUGAAUGAGGGUUCACGCGGUGGUGGUUCAGAGCAGGAUACAUUGGCCCUUCUUCCCCCGCCUUCCGCUAACCCUUGGCCUAUGGGUGGCCAGCCCUUUCCUUACCCACCCUUCUCCACAGCACUUUCUGGAUUCCCUCCAGUAUAUUCCGACCCCUGCCACAGCUUCCACAGUGGCAGUGCAGGAAUCCAGCACAGUGAGGGAAGUCAAAGCAGUAGUUCCAACCCAAGUGUUGGGAGGAGCCAGCGGCCCCUGCCAAGGGACAAGGACCGGAAGUCAGCGGGCAGCGGCGACAGCAAAUCGGAUUCAGGCAAUCGUGCAGGUGGAAGGCGGGGUGAACAUUCAGCCAGCCAGUUGAGUCACCGUAGCCAUGCUGUGUCAUCUCACAGCCACGCCCACUCUGGACAUAGCCACACCCAUUCCCGGGUUCCCUCCCAACAUAGCCGUGCAUCCUUUUCAUACAGUUCCAAGUACGGCCACAACUCUUGUGCACUAAGCGAACGGAGUCAUGCUUCCUCUUACGGACCCCCAGGCUUGCCUCCUCCCUACAGCCUGGCCAGAUUGACUCCUAAAGGGGCAAUCAGCAGCACCCCCCCAGGGGCCCCACCAGUAAGGGAGCUAGGGGCCAUACCUCCUGAACUCACUGCCAGUCACCAGUCCUUCCAGCAUGCAAUGGGCAACCCUUGUGAGUUCUUUGUGGAUAUAAUGUGAUCAUCUGGUGAGAUCAGAACAGUACACUGAAACGCAUUCUGUAACCUCUCACAGCCCCUCUGUUGCCUUGAUGUGUAUUUAAAGAUGCAGCCGGUGCCAUAAAGAAUACAUGGUAAGCUUUCACCAACUAGUCAUGUGUUGAGCAGAGGGCAAAUUCCUAUAUAAAUCAGGAAGUUCGACAACAAAAAGGGAAACAAAUGUUUUACACUAAACAGUUCUUUUGAAGUGAACUCUGUGUGGAGUUUACUACGAUAAAAUUGCUAUUUUAUAAGAGAAGUCAGACCAUUUUGCGACAGGUAGGUGUCAGUUUACGGCUCUCCCCAUUCGUUUGUAUGGUAUCCGCAAACAGUGACUUACUGUCGUAACACUCUGAACGCGGUUGAUUGGCUUGGAAGACUCACGUGAUCCAGUCUCUCUCAACCUUUACACUCUCUCCUAUGGUUAAGCUGUGAAGGUUAGUAUCUCGGUAUAUAAAGGAAUCUCCAACAAUACCAUUGCUGUUGCACACAUUCAAAAAGUAAAGACAAUCAGAUGAUGCCUUGUGCUGGUCAGGAGCUGUUAGUCAUUCCAGGCUGCUGAACACUAGGAAAUCACAGUCCAAAAAGUAUUUUCAUGUUGUAUUUGUUCCUUUUAAGAUCUCUAUUUAAAACCAAUCUUUAUAUUGUAGUUCCAUUUUAUGAUGCUCUUGACAUGAUUAAUGCUUAAAUCUCUUGUGCACUACAAAGCUGUCUGGGAUGGUGACAAAUAUAGGAGGAAUUGAUCAUUUUGGACAUGUUUCCAAUUAUUAAUAUGUUUGAAAUAUGGUAGAGUGGCUCCCUUGGCUAUGAUGCACUAGCUAGAUUUUUUUCAAGUUAUAAAAAAAACAACAAAAAAAAACAAAGCUCCAAAGCUUCUGGAUAUCAGAGUAAGUCCAAGAACAAGCACUUAUGUGUGUAUGUGCAAAACAAAUUGACACAAAUCUAAAAUUAUUUGUAUAUUCAUAAGAUGUUCUGAAAUAUUGUCUGUAAGUCCUAUGGAGUCUCUUGCCCCUGGGAUAAUGUGUCAGUUGUAUGAUGUGAUAUCUGGUACUGGUAACAUGUUAAUCAGAAAUUAAGUUGCUGAUGAAGUUUAAAGGAACUAAAUGAAGGAAGAUUAGUAAGGAUAAUGACUGUGUGCGCUACUGUAUGUGUAGUAUGUAACACAUUAAAAACUCAGCUCAAGAAAAAGGCACUUUUAUUGUGAAACCGUGUGGAUCAUUAUCAGAUGCAUUGUCUAUUUUUCUCUCUUUGGAAGAUUUGGGGGAAAUCGUUGUACAUUGUUGAUUUUAAUUGUAUAUAUGAAAAUAUAUAAUUGUAUAAAAGAUAUGUACAAAGCUUCUGCUCAUGCCUUUUUGUAGUUAUGUAUAAUAUAAAUUACACUUAGCACUUUUGAGUUUGUGGGUUUUCUGUUAAAGGUAGUUUUUUUUUGGUUUGUCCAUCUGUCAGUAAAACUUACCAAAAUAAAGUUGUCUGCUCAGUUUCAUUUGUAGGCUAGUACCAACAUAACUUAAUAUUUGUUUCAUCUGAAAAAUCCAAUAAAAAAAAUAUUUGGUUUGGAUGUUUAUUGAUAUUACAUAAAAAUAUAGCCUAAUAAAACAAUAGUUUUACAAUAACAGCUACAUCAGAAGCUGUAAACUGCAAUUGUGGAAGACAAGCAAGGCAUACUAGACAAAAUCAUAAUUAAUUUCUUAUGUAAGAUCCAUCUUAAUGGACAGGUGAAUUUAACCCUUUAAGCUCUGAGGGUGUUUCUGCAUACCCAAAAUUACAUUCUUAUAACUU
Molecule: messenger RNA, 8357 nt
Organism: Myxocyprinus asiaticus (Chinese sucker)
Lineage: Eukaryota; Metazoa; Chordata; Actinopteri; Cypriniformes; Catostomidae
Product: segment polarity protein dishevelled homolog DVL-1-like
Exons: 11
Coding region: 4609-6561 (650 amino acids)
Biological process (GO): canonical Wnt signaling pathway; intracellular signal transduction
Cellular component (GO): cytosol
Molecular function (GO): frizzled binding
Source: RefSeq, a predicted model, not a curated record